UGGCUGCUACCUGUCCCUGUGUCACGGCUCCCCAGCUCCUCCAUCUCUGUGACACUGUGCAAUGGAGCCAUCCUGGGACACAACCAUGGCAGGUGUCAAUGUCACAGGGCAGUCAUGCUGCUGUACACAUCUGGGAACAUCAGUGUCCAGCAGAGAGCCCAGCUGGCUGUGAAUGUGGCAAUGUUCACUAUCAUCCAGGUAUCCCAAGAAGAUGGGGGUGCCUAUGCCUGUGGGAAUAAAUCUGACCCCAGCAGAAACCACCACAUCCAGAGCAUUCAGUUUUACUUCUGGAGAGACUGGGAGCUGGUAGGGGUUGUAGAGCCAGGAGGCAGUGUGGCCACCUUUGUGCCAGUCCACGUGAUAAGGCAGCAUAGAGGCACCUACCAUCCCUGGCAAAGUCAUACACCUCGGCACAGUCCAGCAGCAUAUGGCAUAGGAGCCCUUGGGGGUUCCCUUUGUUCCCUGUCAUUUUUUUAUCCCUCUUUAGCACAGGAGUUCCCCAGCACGUCCCAGUGUCCACAUCUGUUUGCCCUGGGAGCCCCUUGUAUAUCCAUUUUGUCCUCUUUGGUUCCCUGUUGCCUCCCUGGGAGUCCUUUGCUCUGGGAACUCCCUGGCUCCUCCCAGAGGCCCCCCUUUUUUCACUGGGACCCCAGUGCCAGUGCCUCCGUGCCCUUUAGCUUACACCCAGUACACAUGGCUCUGGGAGAUGCGGUCCUGAUCAUGCUGGGGCUGAUUGUGACUGAGGCCAUGCAAGGCCACAGGCACACCCCAGGACAGCUGCCCCCACCCCGGGGUGGGACACACUCCCCCUGAACCUCAAGGAGAGGCCACCUGGGGUGGAGGGGCCAGCGUGCACCCAGCACAGAGAGACCCCUUUAACUGGUGUCCUCCCAGCUAGGGCCAGUAACACUAGGAUUGAUACUAGGAUUUUCCUUCAGGUUCUUUAUGUUGAAGAAAUAAAUCAGCCCCUCCCCAUUCCGCUGCCUCCCGUGGGAUGG
This is a messenger RNA of Anas platyrhynchos (mallard), 998 nucleotides long. NCBI's taxonomy places the organism in Eukaryota, Metazoa, Chordata, Aves, Anseriformes, Anatidae. The record is from RefSeq and is a predicted model, not a curated record.